Molecule: messenger RNA, 1911 nt
Organism: Naegleria lovaniensis
Lineage: Eukaryota; Heterolobosea; Eutetramitea; Acrasida; Naegleriidae
Exons: 4
Coding region: 1-1911 (636 amino acids)
Source: RefSeq, a predicted model, not a curated record
AUGCAAGGCUCCACUACCGAACAAGAAGAGUCCGUCAUGAUGACUUUUGAACCUAUCAUGAAUGACCAUUGUACAGAUCCCCCAACCAUAACCAAUGGUAAUAAGGAAUUAUCAACAGAGACGAAUCAACCUCAUCAAAACGACACUUCUUCAAAAACACAACAAGAAUCACUUCCUCUACCUUCCAUGGUAUCACCAACAUCGUGUGCAUCCUUAUUAUCACCUUCAUCAAGUGUUCAUCAAUCCGUUAAUCAGCAUGCAGAACAGAAAUUAAUAGAAAAAGACGAUCAUUUAGUCAUCGUUCCUUCCACCUUAAAUUAUGGACAUCAACGAAAAUCCACGAUUGCAAAAAGAUUAAUUCUUUCCAUGAUAUGUUUGACUUUUUUUCCUCUCUGUGUGUUACUAUGGACAAAGGCUUUUACAUCGAAAUUUGAUCCACUAGACAUAUUCUUUUUAUAUUUUGUGAAAUUGGGAGAGCUAUCUAUUCUGUACACCUUCUUUCUAUUUUCUAUUUAUUAUCCUCUAUUUUAUGGUUAUCACCCUCCAAACAUUGCCUAUUUACUUGUUCUUCCAUUAUUACCAUUGUUGAAUCUUUUUUUUGCUGGACUGUUUGGAUCUUUUGGAGGAUUGUCUUCAAGUGUGUCAAUACUUGUAAAUACUUUACUUUUGAGUUGGGUGUAUUGGAUGUUUCGAAUAUGGACUCCUAGAACAUCGAUAUCACCAACACCUCCAAGCAUUGACGAUACCUCUCAACACUCUGCAAUAAUACCACAAACAAUGAAUCCACCGCCAAUCCACUCCACUGUUCACAAUGGAGAGACUCAAUCGAGUCUGAGCAUACAGUCCAAUGUAAUGACAACCAUGACAAUCCCAAUAGAACAAGAGCAUUUCAAUGAAGAUUCUCAUUCCAAUAUUUCAGAUUCUCACCACAACAUUUGUUCGAAAGAAAAUUCUACCAUUCACUCCUCACUUGAAGAGAUUCCUCAUAUUUCCUCAUCAUUUGUUGAAAUUGAAUUAGAAACACCUCAUAUUCAAAACAACACUUCGCCUCCAGAGCUUUAUCCAAAUGAUGAAAAAAGAACUGAAGAAGAGCAACAUACUUCCACACAGUCAAUGGAUACCAUCAGUGUUAAUAGUAACCACAGUGACGAUAUUGAUGAGAAUGUACUUGAUGAAGAAGAUCGAAAAGAUUUACGAACAAAAACACAACGAAAUAUUCUCAGGGAGGAACGAAAUAUGAAAAUGUGGACAAAUAUUCAGAUCAAUAUUGCGCUCUAUAUAUUCCUACUGCAGUUAUGCCUCAAUGAAUACGCUGAAAGUAUUGUGAGAUAUUCAUUCGGAGAGCCCUUUGAUGCAAUAUCAUUUCUUCCUCUUAUUAUCAAUCGAAUAGUGUCAUCUGUAUUGAUUCGAUUAACAGAAAGACAAACAAAAACAUAUUCAUUUAUUGAUUUCUUGUCACGUUCUGUGACAGUGUAUGGACUGAAACGCUUUUUUCCUUUAUUGGGAUGGCGUCAAUUUGUUGGUUUUCAAGUAACCUCAAUUCUUUUACGAGCAAUCACAAUGUUAAAACUAUUGAAACCAGUAUCUCAUUUGAUAUAUUGGAUAGACACUGGAGUGAAACGACUCAUAAACAGAGCUCUUAGACAUGAGAUUAUUUCAAUAUCAGAAUUUAUGAAUCAAAACAAGUUUUAUGAAAGAAAUUUUGAGAAUUGUUCAAAACGAUUUUAUAGUGGUGUUUUUAUGGAUCUAAGUAGCUCGGCUGUUUUGAUUAUUUAUGUUUGGGUGUUUCAAACACUGACCUUAGAUAUUGGCAUAUACUAUAUGAUCGACAUGAUGAUAUCAUUAGGAGUAAGUAUUAUUAAGAUGACGAUAAUUACCAUUUUAGUGGAUUGUGUUGGCAAUCAUCAUUAA